AUGUAAAGUGUAACCUCUAUAGAAGUACCCACGAAUUUGCUGAAAAUGCCAAUAAUUAAGAAUAAGGAUAUUAUGGAGAAAAAAUAUGAAUAUGAUAAAGUUGGAAAGAAUUAAAAUGUUAUUGUUGAACCUGCAGUAGUUAAAUUUUGUGGUUUUGAAAUUGGCAAACUAAAUGAGAUUAAAGUGAAAGUUAUCAAUAAAAAUAAACAACCUCAAAGGAUCUAUGUGUUUCCUCCAAAAUCAGAAAUAUUUAAUGUCAAAUUUGAUAAAAAAGGUGCUAUUCCCAGUGGAAUGGCAGAAGAGCUUUAUGUUUAAUUCAAACCUUAAGAAUAUAAAUACUUUUACGAUGUUAUAAGAAUCAACACUCAAGACGAUACUUUGCUUAUACCUAUACAUGCUUAUCCUGCCCUCAGUCGAGAUGGAUUAAGAGAAUUAUUUCCUCGUCUAAUUGACUUUGGCACUUUGGACAUAGGCGAGUCAUAAACAUAUAGCUAUCCGAUAUAAAGUAAAGUGCCCCUGAAUUUCGAGUUUGAAUUCAGCAUUACAAAAGAUUGUCAAGACAUCAAAAUUGAUCCAAUCAAAGGAAUUGUGCCAGGCAAAGGAGCAAUUGAUAUUUCCAUUACCUAUUGUCCAUAAGUGAAUGUCACAGAAAUUAUGGAAGUUGAACUUAAAAUUGCUUAAUUUGAUUUUGAACCCUUGUGUAUAAAAAUUAUGGGAUCUGGUAGAUUCCCUGAAAACAAAAAAGCCAUGAGACCUAGUUCAACGAAAAAAUUAAAAUCUAUUACCAAUUCCUCUAGAGCUAAACUUCUAUAGAAUACUUAAGAGAUUCCUGUUGGACAGAGUCCAAAACCUGGAGAAACAGAAUAGGUUGAGAAUCAAAUAUAAGAACGAUCAAAAACCUUGAAAAUGACCAAGAGCAAUAAAUUAAAAAGAUCUCUUUCUCAAUAACAAGAGUCUACUGAAAACAUGGGAAAUGAUAAAUUAAAAGGCAGACAAUUAUUAGAAAAAUCAUAUUUAGAUCAUUUUAAUCAAAUCCAAAGUUUGGAUAAGGAAAAAGAAAUGAGAUUUUUUUAAUGUGUCGGAGAUCCACCAAUAACUGAAACUCAAGUAGAUGACAUUCUACUAGAAAGACAAUAAUAUCUUAAUAACUAUCUAGAUGAUGUUUAAGCCAAAGGAACAACAAGAUAUAAAUUAUAGAUUAAUGCUGAUAGCACUGUUGUUGAUUACAUUCUCCCUGAAAAUUAAUUGAGUUGGGAUUUAGAUAAGAAUGACACUAUGAAAAUCAAAAAGCUUAACUUGAGAAAAUUUGUAUGUGCAGCUAGCAGAAUUAUCUAUAAAUUAAGAAUGGAAAAAAGAUUGUCGAAGUUAAAGGCGUUUUUAAAAGGAGCAACAACAAGAGCAGAAGUCAAAUAACUAGUGAAUUUGGAUUGCCAAAAAGCAGAGCAUUCAGGUGUCGGUAAAAAAGAUUUUGUUAAAUUCACCUUUGAAUUCAACUCAGACAAUCUUGGAGUAUUGAAAUUACCAGUUCAAUAUUCAGAAUCCAAUACAAACUCAUAAUUUAAAUAUACCAUCACACCAUAAACUGGUUUUGAUGAUCUAGCUCCUUUUGAUGAAUUGCCAAGUGAUGAUUGUGAAAUCAUGUAAUAUAAAGUGUGGGAACCUCCUUAAAUUGUGUAUCAUCCACCUGUAAUUGAUAAACCUUUAAGGGAUGGAGCGGAAGAGGAAAAAUCCCUUAGAGGUAUAAUGGGUCCUGUCACUUAAAUACUUUAAACUUAAAAUGAUAAUAUUGUCAGGAACAUAUAUUCUAAACCUCCUGAAGUGGAAAGCUAUCAAAUACUUAAAGCAAAUAAGACAUUAAGAUUAUAUCAAUAAUUUAAUGAUGGUACUCCUUUGAAUACAUUCUAUCCUCUUAUGUUUAGUAAAGUGAAUGGAGUUGGGGCUGAUCUGGAUCCUGAUAUUGCUUAGAAUCAUUAGGUUUUAAAGCAAGAAUUCAUCAAUAGAACACCAGGCUACCAAAAUCUAAAUUUAUUGUAUGAACUUCCUUUGGAUCAAUUCUUUUAUUAAGAAAAAAAUAUGCAAUUGGCUUAUGAUUAUGGUUUUGAUGAAUAAAUUGAAUUUUAUUGUCCAACAAUAAUGGCAGAAAAAGAAUUGGAUGAUCAUAUGACAGAUGAUGAUAGUGAUGAAGAUAAACCUCCUCAAAUAAAUGUGAUAGAUUAGAAUGACUGGCUUACUAAACUUGAAUAAGAUGAUAAAACUAUAACUAAUUUGAGACAAUCAGAAAUUAUUGACUCUUUUGAGCAACUUAAAGAAAAAUUAGAUUCAAAUUUAACUUUGGAAAAGAAUAAAUGGAUUUCAACAGUUCCUUCAAAAACUAAUGACUUUAAUAAGUUUAUUGUUAGAAAUGAAAAUAAAAUGGUCAUAUUGUGA
Messenger RNA from Paramecium tetraurelia, 2427 nucleotides. RefSeq lists its product as uncharacterized. NCBI's taxonomy places the organism in Eukaryota, Ciliophora, Oligohymenophorea, Peniculida, Parameciidae. The transcript is spliced from 8 exons. Gene Ontology annotation, cellular component: cilium. The record is from RefSeq and is a predicted model, not a curated record. Gene Ontology annotation, biological process: cilium assembly; cilium movement.